UGACAUUUCGUCCACACAACAAAAGUAUUACCAGAGAAAGGCUAAGGAGACUAUCACGGCAGCAUUGAGUGUUAUAAGUCCGGGCCAAGAACAAGAGCUGUGGAAUGCCGUUCGAAGAGAGCAGUCACUUGAUUCAGGACAGAUAUCAACCAGACGAAAAAGSUUUGACCCAUCAUCUCCUAUCAUAGAGUCCCUUGUGAAAGCAUACGAACAUGCUGCUUCAUGGCAAACAAAGCGUCAAAUCCUCUCCAUUUUCUCAAAUGAUUUUAGUCGCUCAGAGCUAUUAGCUUUAAUUCCCUCCUUGACAAAAUGGAAAAUCGACCAAGCCCGUCAACAUGCAAGUGAUGUAGGAAAAGGCCAAACAGUACCAUCUCAACCUAUAUACCGAACCCGCAUUUCUCCAUCCCAAAUUCAGCAUUUUGUAGAUUUCAUUUCGCGUCCAGAAAUGGUACAAGAUGUUGCGUUCGGUACGAAGACUUUAAAACUCGACUCUGGUGAUUCCAUCAUCAUACCUGCAGUAGUACGAACCAUGAUCCCAUCAAGAAURAUAGAACAAUAUAACYGUUAUUGUGURCAGAACGAUUUCGAACCUGCGGGGAAACGAUCCCUUUACAGAAUGAUAGACGUUUGCGCCGCAUCAUUGCAAAAAUCAUUGCAAGGUCUUGAUAAUACGACCGCCGAAGGGACUGAUGCGAUUGACAAUAUGAGUGACACUGUAACUACUCUUGGUAGUCUUGGUUCAAGUGAUCAGUUCACAAAACCUGYAAUACAAGGAAUAAAAGAGGCAAAGAAGUAUCUCAAGACGGAAUUCAAAAGUCAUGUUGGUCGAGAGAAAUGUUGUGCUGACCAUUGCACGACUCAUGCACUAAGUGACCCAAGUGAAAAGAAAUACCAAAGACCGUGUAAAGUAGAACACGAUGUUUAUUKCAAAUCCUGUUCGUCCCUUGAUGACCUCAUGCAAAAAAUAACAGCUGAGAUAGAGAAUAUACCUGCAGACGAAGAGCAAAAAUCACGGAUGAAACAUGAAUUCAAGCAGUAUAUUGAAGCURUAAAUGCCUGGAAAGGACAUCUUUUGAGAACUGUUAACCAAGAAGAGGCAAAGCAAGAUGCCCUAAAUGCACUUGACGAGCACACAUGCUURAUAAUAAUGGACWGKGCAAUGAAAUUCCUGCCUCUUCGCUAUCGAGAGAGGAUGAGCGAAUUUUUCGGUAAGAGAGGGAGAAGCUGGCACGUCAGUGCAGUKAUAAUGAAGAAUGAGGAAAAGCUGGAAGUUGAGUGUUUUGUUCACAUUUUUGAUUCGUGCACACAAAACAGUUUUGCAGUAGCAUCAAUAAUAGAGAACCUCUUAAUAAACAUCAAGAAAGAAAACCCGCAGAUUGACAGUGCAUUUUUUAGAUCGGAUAAUGCCGGGUGUUACCACAGCGGAACYUUGCUGCUCAGUCUCCCCCACAUUGGCAAACGAACUGGCAUAACUCCUCUACGSUAUGACUUUUCAGAUCCUCAGUCAGGAAAGGAUAUUUGUGAUAGGAAAACGGCCCCCAUGAAGUCUCAUAUUAGACGAUGGGUCAACGAAAAACACGACGUUCUGACAGCCUUUGACAUGAAAAACGCUCUCGAGUCCCAUGGUGGUUUAAAGGGGUGCCGGGCUGCCGUUGUUAAAAUUAACUCAGUCGAAGAGAGUGCAAGUCCACCAAAUAAGAUACCAGGCAUAAGUUUAUUGAAUAACUUUGCAUUCACUAAAAACGGCAUACGGGUAUGGCGAGCGUAUAAU
Exaiptasia diaphana is the source of this 1771-nucleotide messenger RNA. RefSeq lists its product as uncharacterized. Lineage: Eukaryota; Metazoa; Cnidaria; Anthozoa; Actiniaria; Aiptasiidae. The annotation marks the transcript as partial. The record is from RefSeq and is a predicted model, not a curated record. The transcript has a single exon.